GCACUUCUCUCGUGGUCCUCUUUCCCUCCACUGCUGCGGGAAAAGACACCAGACCCAUCGAACCCACCCAGUACCUGGACGUGGUUUCGGGUAUCAGACAGCCUCUUUCCAUUGUGAAUCUCCAUUGGUGUCCCCUGCCUGGUGGGCUUCAGAGCCAUGGCAACGGAGGAGAAGAAGCCCGAGACCGAGGCUGCCAGGGCACAGCCCACCCCUUCCUCUUCGGCCACCCAGAGCAAGCCUACACCUGUUAAACCAAACUAUGCUCUAAAGUUCACCCUGGCUGGCCACACAAAAGCUGUGUCCUCUGUGAAAUUCAGCCCAAAUGGAGAGUGGCUGGCAAGUUCAUCCGCGGAUAAACUCAUUAAAAUUUGGGGAGCAUAUGACGGAAAAUUUGAGAAAACCAUUUCUGGCCACAAGCUGGGAAUAUCUGACGUAGCCUGGUCUUCAGAUUCUAACCUCCUUGUUUCUGCCUCAGAUGAUAAGACCUUGAAGAUAUGGGAUGUGAGCUCGGGGAAGUGUCUGAAAACCCUGAAAGGGCACAGUAAUUAUGUCUUCUGCUGUAACUUCAACCCCCAGUCCAACCUCAUUGUCUCGGGAUCCUUUGAUGAAAGCGUGAGGAUAUGGGACGUGAAGACAGGAAAGUGCCUCAAGACUUUGCCUGCACAUUCGGAUCCCGUCUCAGCCGUUCAUUUUAAUCGUGAUGGAUCCUUGAUAGUUUCAAGUAGCUACGAUGGUCUCUGUCGCAUCUGGGACACGGCUUCGGGCCAGUGCCUGAAGACGCUCAUCGACGACGACAACCCCCCGGUGUCCUUUGUGAAGUUCUCUCCGAAUGGCAAGUACAUCCUCGCAGCAACGCUGGACAACACGCUGAAGCUCUGGGACUACAGCAAGGGGAAGUGCCUGAAGACAUACACUGGUCACAAGAAUGAGAAAUACUGCAUAUUCGCCAAUUUCUCCGUCACUGGCGGGAAGUGGAUCGUGUCUGGUUCAGAAGAUAACCUGGUUUACAUUUGGAACCUUCAAACAAAAGAGAUUGUACAGAAAUUGCAAGGCCACACAGAUGUUGUGAUCUCAACAGCUUGUCACCCGACAGAAAACAUCAUCGCCUCAGCUGCAUUAGAAAAUGACAAAACAAUUAAACUGUGGAAGAGCGACUGCUGAGUCCUGUUGAUACCACAUGAGAGACUGUCAGGAAGUUGACCUGGAUUGGCAAGAAACGUGGGUGUUGCAGAGGUGUCCCCUGGGUGUGGACCCGGGGGAUCUGGACAGGGGCCUGAUUUGAGCCUCCUCCUUGAAGAUGAUUUGGCCGAGGGGAACGAGCGGGCCCCCGGAAAGUUCUAAAAGUUGCUGGUGACAUUUCUUGCCAAUUCUUCUAACACUGUCUAGGGAAGAGCUCCUAGUCUAUGUUGUGUUCAACCAGAGUCAACAAGAAUUUUUAAUUUUUUAUUACAAAAGGGUGAAGUUCGAUUUAUCACGAGUUGUGUUUUUUUCCAGUAAAUGUUCCGUACCUUUUUCGAUAUCUCAUUACCCAGCGCAAACGCUGUGAGAGCCACUGCUGUGGCUUUGGCCUGCGGGCCCCACUGCAGGCCUCCCGAGGCCUGGCCCCCCUUGCGGUUGGGUAGAUGCUCUAACGACAUGGCUCUAGCUGCUCGUCCACCCCUGCCUGUGGUAGUUCCCAGUGUGUUUUCAGGUCUUUCUGGAAAACACAACACUGUAAGGUCAUUGCCAUGUAAAAACCUGUUGUAAUUGGGAGUUCAUGGUUCCUGCGCGACAGCACAGUGACUGCACCUGGUGGUCCCCUGUCUGUCUCACAGUGUGCAUGCGACAGUGCACCGCAAACUAAUAAAAGGUGGGAUUUUGUAUACA
This is a messenger RNA of Galeopterus variegatus (Sunda flying lemur), 1866 nucleotides long. It is a transcript of the gene WDR5, whose product is annotated as WD repeat domain 5. Gene Ontology annotation, cellular component: Set1C/COMPASS complex. The transcript is spliced from 14 exons. Bases 157 to 1161 code for a protein of 334 amino acids. Lineage: Eukaryota; Metazoa; Chordata; Mammalia; Dermoptera; Cynocephalidae. Gene Ontology annotation, molecular function: histone binding. The record is from RefSeq and is a predicted model, not a curated record.